This is a messenger RNA of Manacus vitellinus (golden-collared manakin), 3273 nucleotides long. RefSeq names its product lysine demethylase 4B (gene KDM4B). The record is from RefSeq and is a predicted model, not a curated record. The transcript is spliced from 21 exons. Gene Ontology annotation, molecular function: histone H3K9 demethylase activity. Bases 14 to 3169 code for a protein of 1051 amino acids. Lineage: Eukaryota; Metazoa; Chordata; Aves; Passeriformes; Pipridae. Gene Ontology annotation, cellular component: nucleus. Gene Ontology annotation, biological process: chromatin remodeling.
CCCCACUGGAAAUAUGGGGUCGGAAAACCCGAGCCCGCAGAACCCUGGCUGUAAGAUCAUGACCUUCCGUCCCAGCCUGGAGGAAUUCCGGGAUUUUGGGAAGUACAUCGCCCACAUGGAAUCCCAAGGAGCUCACCGGGCAGGGCUGGCCAAGGUGAUUCCUCCCAAGGAGUGGAAGCCCCGGAGAACCUACGACGACAUCGAUGACAUGGUGAUCCCAGCUCCCAUCCAGCAGGUGGUCACUGGCCAGUCAGGGUUGUUCACCCAGUACAACAUCCAGAAGAAGCCCAUGACCGUGGGGGAGUAUCGGCGCCUGGCCAACAGCGAGAAGUACUGCACUCCUCGACACCAGGAUUUCGAGGACUUGGAGCGCAAGUACUGGAAGAAUCUCACCUUUGUCUCUCCAAUUUAUGGGGCUGACAUCAGUGGCUCCCUGUAUGAUGCAGACGUGGAUGAAUGGAACAUUGGCAACCUGAACACCCUCCUGGACAUGGUGGAACACGAGUGUGGCAUUAUCAUAGAGGGUGUCAACACUCCCUACCUCUACUUUGGGAUGUGGAAGACAACUUUUGCUUGGCACACAGAGGACAUGGACCUCUACAGCAUCAACUACUUGCAUUUUGGGGAGCCAAAAUCCUGGUAUGCCAUCCCUCCGGAACACGGCAAGAGGCUGGAACGCCUGGCAAAAGGAUUUUUCCCAGGAAGCUCUCAGGGAUGUGAUGCUUUCCUCCGUCACAAGAUGACCCUCAUUUCUCCCUCCAUCCUGAAGAAAUACGGGAUUCCCUUCGACCGGAUCACCCAGGAAGCUGGAGAGUUCAUGAUCACAUUCCCUUAUGGAUACCACGCCGGCUUCAACCACGGCUUCAACUGUGCCGAGUCCACCAACUUUGCCACUUUGAGAUGGAUUGACUAUGGAAAAAUGGCAACCCAAUGCACGUGCCGCAAGGACAUGGUGAAGAUCUCCAUGGAUGUGUUUGUGAGGGUCCUGCAGCCAGAACGAUAUGAUUUAUGGAAACAAGGCAAAGACAUUGCUGUCCUGGACCACAUGAAACCCACAGCUCUGACCAGCCCAGAACUGGAUGCCUGGAAUGAGACAAAGGCAGAGCUGAAGGCAAAAUUGCUCCGCAGGAUAGGAGAUGAGGAAGAGGACAACAAACACCGGUCUCACAGAAAAAGGAGUCAAAACAGGAGACACAAAACAGAGGAUCAGAAGUCUCUGGGGGAUGUCAUGGCCAUUGAAACUGCCCUGGAAGACGUGAAAGUAAAAGAGGAGCUGAAAAGAGGGACAGACCUGGAGGAAGAGGAGAGAAGCAAAGGGAUUGAGGGAGAAGGGGAGUGCAAAGUAAAGGCCCGUCCUCCCAAAGUGAAAGGCGAGAGGAAGAAGAAGCACCUUUUCCAUCAACACCAGCACCACCUCCAGGCCCCUCAGCCCCCCGUGCAGCCCCCAGUGCCACCCCCAGCCCCACAGCAGCAGCAGCUGGCAGAGGGCGAGGCGGGGGCAGCGCGGCCACCGGUGCCCCCGGCGCCGGCCACGGCGGAGAAGAACCUGCCCCCGGGUCCCCUGAACAUCAUCCAGCCCUCGGAGGCGCCGGUGGAGGAGGAGGAUUUCAAACCCAGGCCCAUCAUCCCCAUGCUCUACGUGGUGCCCAGGACCAAGAAGGUGGUGUUCGACAAGGAGCGCAUGUCCUGCCAGCAGGCCUUCGAGCAGUUCGCCACCCAGAAGAGCCUGGCAUGGAGGGAGCAGGCGGUGCCCCUGGAGAUCCCUGGGAAGGAGGAGGAGAAUGCAGAGCCAGCAACCCCAGAGGUCACUGCAGAGACUGCUUCUGCUUUCUCCAAAAUGAAGAUGGAGAUCAAAAAGAGUCGUCGUCACCCCCUGGGCAAACCCCCGACCCGCUCCCCGCUGUCCGUGGUCAAACAGGAGACCUCAAGUGAUGAGGAAACGUUUCCAUUUUCUGGAGAGGAAGAUAUGAGUGAUCCAGAGGCUUUGAAAUCUUUACUUUCCUUCCAGUGGAAGAAUAAAGCACUUAAUUUCCCAGCUGAAAGAAAAUUCAAUGCAGCUGCUGCCCUGAGUGAGCCAUACUGUGCUGUCUGCACCCUCUUCUACCCCUACAACCAGUCCUUACAGGUGGAUAAGGAAGCUGGCCCAGUCUCCGGAGGGGAACCAUCCUCUUUCAUUCACCUCUCCAAGUGUGGCCAGAAGACCAAGCCCCUGAUCCCAGAGAUGUGCUUUACCUCAAGUGGGGAAAACACAGAGCCCCUUCCUUCAAAUUCCUACAUUGGAGAGGAUGGAACCAGUCCCUUGAUAUCCUGUGCCAAAUGCUGCCUGCAGGUCCAUGCCAGCUGUUACGGAAUUCGUCCAGACCUGGUGAACGAGAGCUGGUCUUGCUCGCGGUGCUCAGCCAACGCGUGGGCAGCGGAAUGUUGCCUGUGCAAUCUCAGGGGAGGAGCUCUUCAGAUGACCACUGAUGGGCGGUGGGUCCAUGUAAUCUGUGCUAUUGCUGUCCCCGAGGCCCGUUUCCUCAAUGUAAUAGAGCGUCAUCCUGUGGAUAUCAGCGCUAUUCCGGAGCAGAGAUGGAAACUGGUGGGUGUCUCUUACCUGGGGAGAACCCCAUUCCGAAGGGAGGUGGCCCUGGGGCAGACUGUGAUCACAAAGAACCGGAAUGGGCUCUACUACCGGUGCAGAGUGAUCGGCACAACCACGCAGACCUUCUACGAGGUCAACUUUGACGACGGUUCCUACAGCGACAACGUUUACCCCGAAAGCAUCAUUAGCAGGGACUGCAUCCAAAUGGGACCCCCCCUGGAGGGGGAGCUGGUUCAGCUGCAGUGGACGGAUGGGAUCAUCUAUAAAGCCAAGUUUAUUGCAGCCCAGAUCAGUCAGAUUUACCAGGUCGAGUUUGAAGAUGGUUCUCAGCUAAUGGUGAAGCGUGGAGAUAUUUAUACCUUGGAGGAAGAGCUUCCCAAGAGAGUGAAGUCUCGCCUGUCCCUCAGCACUGGGGCCCCUCAGGAAGAUGUAUUUUCGGGAGACGAAGUGAGACCGGCCAAGCGUCCCCGGCUGGGGAAUUCCAGAAAUCCUGAAGAAUAUGGACAGAACCCAGAUUACUUGGCCUUUAUGGAGAGCCUGUUGCAGACACAGUACCAGCCUGGGACUCAGAGCAACAUGUUUUAACCAGGAUUAAUUAAAAAAAAAAUAAUCUUAAAUUAACCCUUUUUUGAGAUCGUGGAAAAAAAAAAAAUAAAUGGGAAACUGUGGAAUGGAAGACCAGCCCUGUG